GAUUUCUCAAUUUUCAAUAUCUCCAUUCACACUACUGUUUCCCAAAAUAAAAAAUCAUAAGCUCCGAAUCCAAACUCAGCCAGGAAGACGACCUUCUGCUUUCCGAGUUCUCUGCGCCCCUCUCGUUCGUCUCUGCGUAUCGGCUUCCAUUUUUAUCUGUAUGAAACUCCCAACUUUCGCAGACCCAGACUCCCUCUCCCACAUUUUCAGCUUGCUCCAGAGCUCCUUUGAUCAAAUGAAUGAGACCAACAGCAGCGCCACCAGAAAACGACGCAGAAAAAAUGACAAACCUGGAGGUGGCGAUGAUGGUUCAAUCCAGAACCAAGGGACUAAGAAGAAAGAAUUAACAGGUAUUCUUACUUCGCUGCUAUUGCUGGAAGAACAACAGAAGCGUGACCAGGAAGAGCUUGACAGAGUCUCCGAGGAGGAGAAGCUGUCCUUAGAGGCCAACCACAAGAAGAAGACCAAGGUCAUGCUGGAAUACUACACCAAUCUUCAGGGUUAUUACGACGAUGUCGAAGAAUCGGAGCGAAUUAAGAGAAACAAAUCGCGGGCCAUGACCGGUGCGGCGGCCGUCGCUGCGGUAUCCGAUGGGUUAGAACAGAUUCAUACGGAUAACGUACUGAAAGCUGGAGCAGGUGGUGGAUCCCAGAGCCACCAGCGGCGCCUGUGGGUGAAGGACCGUUCCGGAGCAUGGUGGGACGAAUGUAACAGGCCGGAUUUUCCGGAAGACGAGUUCAGGAAAGCGUUUAGAAUGGGGAGGGCUACCUUUGAUAUGAUUUGUGAGGAGCUUAAUUCGAUUAUCGCGAAAGAAGAUACGACGUUGAGAAACGCUAUCCCUGUGAGGCAAAGAGUAGCUGUUUGUUUAUGGAGGCUAGCCACCGGUGACCCUCUUCGUCUUGUGUCCAAAAGGUUCGGAUUGGGCAUAUCAACUUGCCAUAAGCUGGUUCUUGAGGUAUGCACAGCCAUAAAGUCCGUGAUGAUGCCUAAGUAUUUACAGUGGCCCGAUGAGGCGACAUUGAGGAAUAUCAAAAGUGAAUUUGAAUCGAUUUCUGGGAUACCCAAUGUGGUGGGGUCUAUGUACACCUCACAUAUCCCCAUUAUAGCUCCCAAGAUUAGUGUGGCUGCUUAUUUCAAUAAAAGGCAUACAGAAAGGAAUCAGAAGACUUCGUAUUCAAUUACAGUUCAAGGUGUGGUUGACCCAAGAGGGGUGUUUACAGAUGUGUGCAUUGGUUGGCCUGGUUCGAUGCCUGAUGAUCAGGUGUUAGAGAAGUCUGCACUUUAUAAAAGGGCCGAGAAGGGGCUUCUAAAAGGCGUGUGGAUCGUUGGCAGUUCAGGAUACCCUUUAAUGGAUUGGGUUUUAGUGCCUUAUACUCAGCAGCAUCUUACUUGGACACAGCAUGCAUUCAACGAGAAGAUUGGAGAGGUUCAGAAGGUUGCAAAAGAUGCAUUUGCGAGAUUGAAAGGAAGGUGGUGUUGCUUGCAGAAGAGGACUGAGGUAAAACUGCAAGAUUUGCCUGUUGUUCUUGGGGCAUGCUGUGUGCUGCACAAUAUAUGUGAAUUGAGGAAUGAAGAAAUGGAUCCCGAACUGAAGUUUGAACUUGUAGAUGAUGAAAUGGUGCCAGAGGCUGCCUUAAGAUCACCAAGCUCCAUGAAAGCUAGGGAUGCAAUUGCUCAUAAUCUCUUGCACCAUGGUCUCGCAGGCACUUCUUUUGUUUAGCUGAAAGAUUGUAUUUGACUAUGUGAUACUCGACUAUAAUUCUUUUGCUUGUUCCCAUAGACUAUAUUGAAGCCGUUCAUCUUAUUUGCUGAAGGGACUCUGUAAAAGAUAUAUUGGCCCCUUCAACAAAUAUAUGAUCGUACUCUUCAUAAGUUCAAGUUAUAAGAUUCACAGAAUUGUAACUUAGUUCCAUACUUUAACCCCCAAAAUAAGAUAUUAGUGAGUGAAAUCACAA
Molecule: messenger RNA, 1955 nt
Organism: Prosopis cineraria
Lineage: Eukaryota; Viridiplantae; Streptophyta; Magnoliopsida; Fabales; Fabaceae
Product: protein ALP1-like
Exons: 1
Coding region: 161-1720 (519 amino acids)
Source: RefSeq, a predicted model, not a curated record